Octopus sinensis (East Asian common octopus) is the source of this 2039-nucleotide messenger RNA. RefSeq names its product ankyrin repeat and SOCS box protein 3. The transcript has 7 exons. Gene Ontology annotation, molecular function: protein binding. The record is from RefSeq and is a predicted model, not a curated record. NCBI's taxonomy places the organism in Eukaryota, Metazoa, Mollusca, Cephalopoda, Octopoda, Octopodidae. The coding region runs from base 312 to 2012 and encodes 566 amino acids.
ACCGUUAGCAGUUAACAGCGUUUUUUCGUAAAUUUCUGCUGCAAAACAAACUUAACCAAGUUGAGUGGUUUUUUUUGUAAUUUUUCGUUAAUUAAAAAUUAAUUGUAAUGUUCGAUUAAGAGUAUAAUGUACCAAAGAAACAGAGAAUUAUCUAAUAUGACAUCAUGGUGACUUGAUAAAAAUAAGAUACUUUUUUUAAAAAUUCUAUUUUGCCGUAAUAAUCUCUCUUAAUCCCAACCUUGUUCCAUCCCUAAUACAAAAAGAAGCUUCUUAAGAUUGUUUUCAAGGAUCGAUUUAUCAAAACGUUCAAAAUGGACUUCUCGGAAGCUUACGCUGAUACUUGUUCAACAAUAGGAGCAGCUGCCAGAGUCGGUGAUGUUUGUGCUCUGCAGACAUUACUUACACAAGGGAGGCCGGUUGAUGUCCGAGACAACAGGGGCUGGGAACCAUUACAUGAAGCGGCAUUUUGGAAUAAUACUGGUUGCUUGCAAGUUUUGUUACACAGAGGAAAAGUGGAUGUUAAUGUACAAAGCUUUGCUGGUGAAACUCCUCUCCUUCUAGCUGCACGUAAAGGACAUUAUCAGUGUGUUUCUGCAUUGUUGCAUUGUGGAGCAGAUCCAAAUUUAACAACACCUGAAGGUCUCAGUCCACUGUGGGAAGCUGUUACUGCUCGCAGUUUUCCGUGUGUGAAUCUACUGGUCGAUAAAGGUGCUGACAUUGAAAAUAAAAAUUAUACCCAAGCUACUUCGCUGCAUCAAGCUGUUGACUUAAAUGCGGUACAAAUAGUCAAUUUCCUAUUGAAGGCUGGAGCCAACAUUGAUGUUGUUGAUGAAAAUUUGCUGACUCCACUGUUUAUGGCUGCUCAACGAGGGAAUUAUGAAUGUCUGAAAUUACUGUUGGAGAAAUCCGUUGAAGAAGGAAAAUCUCAUCUCGUUGAUGCUUCUGCUUUUGAUAAUGCCACCCCAUUAUUAGUGGCCGCACAACAGGGCCAUACCUCCUGUGUUGAGCUGUUGAUAUCUUAUCAUGCCAACCCUAACCUUUUCACUUCUGAUCCUGAACCAGUGUGUCCUCUGCAGUCAGCCAUUGUUUGUAACACUCUUGAAUGUGUGAAGCUGCUGUACAAAGUAACUAAGAUUGAAGAAAUCCACAAGAAAUGCUUCUCUGAAUGGUUCCCCCUACCCCUGUCUCUGGAUUUUUCUCACCAGAGCAUCUUACAGUUUCUAUUGUUAGAUGAUGUUUCUACUGAUAUCACGGUUACAUACCAACUUUCGUCUGGUCGUGUCUACCCACGAACUGUGCCACUGCUCAGCUAUGCAGUUCUAGAAUGUUCUGAUGUGCAGUGCAUUGAAAUCCUGCUACAAUACGGCUUUCCAGUGAAUGACCCUCGUGAAAACCUGAUGCCACCGAUAAUGGCAGCCUUUGAAACGAUGAGAGAAGAGUGUUUGAAACUAUUUUGGAAGUACGGUGCCAAAUCGAACAUCUAUCAUCCAAAUGUCUUCGGAAACUUCACAGUCCUCUAUGCAAUACACAAUGAUCUCAUGACUCAAAGCGUUCACACAUCUACAUUCAUUGGCAAGUUCCUGCUUUUACUGCUGAGGCAGAAGGUUGAAGUUAGAUCUUGUCUGGUAUUUCAGAGACAGCCAUCAGCAGAGUCUCUCACUGUACAAAGUAUUGCAUCCCUCCUCUGCUUCCAUCGUCUUCACUUCAUGCAUUUUGACAUCAUAUUCAAUUUGUUGAUUUUCAAAAGUGGUGCCCUAACGAAUCUCAACGAAUCAUUUGCUACAUACUUCGAAGAUACUGAGUGGCAAUCAGUCAAACAGACUUGCAAAAACUGCAACACCUUAUCACAUUUAAGUCGAUUAAAACUGAUCCACGUUCUAAGAAAUCAGAAUACAUACAACAAAGACUUCAUCAAUAGCAUGGCUCUUCCAUCAGCUGUACAAGAUAUGUUACUUCUUGAAGAUACUGGCAAAUUGCAGAGCUACCUAACAGAUAUCUUUGAUUUGAAAUAGCGCAAUAUUAUUCAUAAUUGUCCAGUU